AUGAACCCGCACUACCACGGGUACGCGGAGCUCAGCUCACCUCACCCGCCCUCUCCGGAGGCAGCCUUCGCCAACGGACACGACUACCCUCACAAUAACAACAACCCCGCGCUCAAAGAAUGCGCCGGCUGCGGAGGGAAGAUUGUAGAAAGGUUCCUCCUCCACGCCCUAGACAGAUACUGGCACCACGGCUGUCUGAAGUGCACAUGUUGCGGGCAAGCCCUCGCGGACAUGGGACGAUCCUUUUAUUUCAAAGGCGGGAUGAUAUUAUGCAAAAGCGACUACACAAGAAUGUUCGGUUCAAGCGGUGCGUGUGCAGCGUGCGGUCAGGCCAUCCCCGCAAGUGAAUUUGUGAUGAGAACGAACGCUCCUCAACAACCCCUUCACGUCUUCCACAUAAAGUGCUUCGCCUGCUCCAAAUGCGGGUCACACCUCAUGCAAGGCGACAGGUACUACAUGUUAGCGGGGUCACUAGUCUGCGAGCAGGAUUGGCAGAAGCUGAUGAAGAACGCGAACGCGGCGACGACCGGCGCGCCGGUGCGCAAGGGCAAGGUGGGACGCCCGCGGCGCUCGCGCGAAUGA
Molecule: messenger RNA, 582 nt
Organism: Danaus chrysippus (African queen)
Lineage: Eukaryota; Metazoa; Arthropoda; Insecta; Lepidoptera; Nymphalidae
Source: the annotation of a GenBank genome assembly